AAGCAGCUGCAGUGACCACCUGCGUCAGGCGCGUUCACGACGCGCGGGUGCGUGACCGCCACACAUGCGCAGCCGUAUCUUUUCCACAAGGCCACUAUCAAUCGAUCAGAGAGUAGAAGAUGGCGGCGGAUCGAGUCUGAGGGGAGAGAUCGAUCACCGAACCACUCGAUCGACCGAGGCCAACGUACACCCAAAAUAUUGACGAAAGGAUACCCCGAAGCGUGAAGGGGAGUCGAAGGAUUUUUUGGCCUGGCUAUAACAGUGAUUGGCCCCAGCAGGAAUGGAUUUCCCUUGGCACAGUGGAAAGGUCCUGGAGCAGUUUGACCAGCAGAGGCAGAUGGGGCUGCUGUGUGACUGCACCUUUGUGGUGGACGGCGUGGACUUCAAAGCACACAAAGCCCUGCUGGCAGCCUGCAGCUUGUAUUUCCGCAUGCUGUUUGUUGAGCAGAAAGAUGUCGUGCACCUGGACAUCAGCAACGCGGCAGGUCUUGGACAAGUAUUGGAAUUCAUGUACACUGCGAAGCUCAACCUGACCAAUCAGAACGUAGACGAUGUGUUAGCAGUCGCUGGCUUCCUCCAGAUGCAAGAGAUUGUCAACGCCUGCACUGCCUAUAAAACCCUGACUGGACCACUGCAGGUCACCAUAGAGCCAUCUUACACUGACAGUUCUGAGAAGAUGGAAGAGUUAACAAAAAGCAGCAGCAGCCCUCUUUCAGUGAAACCGGAGGACGAAGCCCCACCACCGUCAGAGGAGAACCUGGGUGGGACCGUGCAGGAGAGUGAUGUAGAACAGCCAGCAGAGGGUGAUGAACCUCCCAAAGCAGAGACAAUGGAAGAACCCACAGGAUCAACAGACCAACCAAUGACGGGGCCUGCGGUUGAACUAUCCGCAGUCGAAGAAUCGCAAGAGUCUGCUACCCAAUCGGGAGCAGAGCCUGAGGGAUCUGCUGCCCGGGCAAUAACAGUCACAAAACUAGCAACUGAGCCAGAGGCAUUGCCUGAAGGAGCCCAGCCAAUAGCAGAGCCAAAAGCACCCGCAGCGCAGCCAAUAGAGGAGUCGGCUGGGGUGACAGCAGACCUGGUAGAAGAGGCUCAGGGUGGGAUGGAGGUUCAGGGAGAGAAGACUGGGGAGGACAAGUUGGGCGCUGGCUUUGAAGACGAUGAAGACGAUCCUAAUUACAGACCAGAUGUGCCAUUGAACGAUCCAGUUGAACAGACGACUUACAUGAUGAGCCGACAGAAGAGAAGAAAGCUAGUGACCAAGCGGGCUGAGCAGGCGGGUACAGAUGAACAAGUCCCUUGUGCUUGUGUCUCAGAACUGGAGGAGGGGGAGGUGAGGCUGUCCAAGGAGGAGGGGGAGAUAGAGGAGGAAGACGAGGAGGAAGAUGAGGAUGAGAUGGAGGAAGAGGAGGAUGAGGAGGAGGCAGAGGACGGACAGAUGGACCAUGACAGUGGAUCAGAUGGCAGGCAGCUGCGCUCGGGCGCCCACAACGACCGCAGUGAGUCUCGGGCGUACGGCUCCGUGUUACACAAGUGCGAGGAGUGUGGGAAGUCUUUCACACACACAGGGAACUUCAAGAGGCACAUCCGCAUUCACACGGGAGAGAAACCUUUCACCUGCCGAGACUGCAGCAAGGCCUUCUCCGACCCGGCUGCCUGCAAGGCACACGAGAAGACACACAGCCCCCUGAAGCCCUACAGCUGUGAGGAGUGUGGGAAGAGCUACCGUCUGAUCAGCCUGCUGAACCUGCACCGCAAGAGGCACACGGGCGAGGCGCGCUACAGCUGCGACGAGUGUGGCAAGCUCUUCACCACCUCGGGCAACCUCAAGAGGCACCAGCUCGUGCACAGCGGAGAGAAGCCCUACCACUGCGACUACUGUGAGCGCUCCUUCUCAGACCCCACCGCCAAGAUGAGGCACCUGGAGACACACGACACAGACAAGGGGCACAGGUGCCAGCACUGCGACAAGCGCUUUAACCAGAUCGGUAACCUGAAGGCCCACCUGAAAAUCCACAUUGCAGACGGGCCCCUCAAGUGUAAGGAGUGUGGGAAGCAGUUCACAACCUCGGGCAACCUGAAGAGACACCUGCGAGUGCACAGUGGGGAGAAGCCCUAUGUGUGUAUGCACUGCCAGCGCGCCUUCGCUGACCCUGGGGCUCUGCAGCGCCACGUCCGCAUUCACACUGGAGAGAAGCCUUGCCGCUGUAUGGUCUGUGGAAAGGGCUUCACUCAGGCCAGCUCCCUGAUUGCUCAUGUUCGCCAGCACACUGGAGAGAAACCGUACGUCUGUGAUCGCUGUGGAAAGAGGUUUGUCCAGUCCAGCCAGCUGGCCAAUCACAUCCGCCACCACGAUAACAUCCGGCCUCACAGGUGCAACGUGUGCAACAAGGCCUUUGUGAAUGUAGGGGACCUGUCUAAGCACAUCAUCAUACACACAGGUGAGAAGCCGUACCUGUGUGACAAGUGCGGUCGCGGGUUCAACCGCGUGGACAACCUGCGCUCCCACGUCAAGACGGUGCACCAGGGCCAGGCCGGCAUGAAGAAGCUGGUCACCAAGUCACACGAAGACCUGGAAGAAGACGAGGUCAGCAUCGUCACCGUGACAACAGACGAGAUCGUAACCCUGGCGACCGAGGCUCUGGCUGCUAGCGCAGUGGCGCAGCUCACAGUGGUUCCUGUGGCGACGGCAGUGACAGCUGAUGAGACAGAGGCACUAAAGGCUGAGAUCACCAAGGCAGUGGAGAAGGUGCAGGAAGCAGACCCGAACACCCAGAUCCUGUACGCCUGUGACUCUUGCGGGGACAAGUUCCUGGAUGCCAGCAGCCUGGCCCAGCACGUGCGCAUCCACACCGCCCAGGCGCUUGUCAUGUUCCAGGCCGACUCCGAUUUCUACCAGCAGUACGGGGGCACCGCAUCCUGGCAGACCACUGAGCAGGUCAUUCAGACGGGGGAGCUGCUGUUCCGCGCCAGGGACGGGGAUGGGGAUGGAGAUGGAGAGGAGCUGCAGACCAGCGAGGGGGAGCCUGUCGAGAUGGAGUGCACCAGCCAGCCUGCAGAGUGAGAGAGAGUGUGGGCCCAGGCAAUCAGAGUGCACUGAGCUAUAGUAAAGGCUGGUUUCACAGACUCCCAUUUAGAAUUGGAAUACCUUCCGUAAUGUUGCAUUAGGUAGUUCUGGACUAGUGCUAAUCGGGGUCUGGAAACCAGCCAUAUAUAUCUCAUCUCAAUAACAGAUCCAGUUCACAAAGCUUGUUUUGAGAUUAAAUGAAUUUUGAUAUGCAUUCAGCUGUUAAGCCGAGAACAGUCUUAUGUAUAUCAAACUAUAUUCUUAAAAAACGACAUUGAAAAAACAAAAGCUUUGUAAGUCCUUAAAGCUUUGUAAAUAUUGUGCUACAAUGUGUGAUUUCCCUCUAAAUUUGUAAUGGUGCAAAGCAAGAAAUAUUUUUUCAACAGCUGGUUUCUCAUUUAAAACAGCAUUUGCCACAUCAGUUGUUCUGUGUACAAAAUUAUAUGACAGUGUAUUUAAAAAAUAAAGGAGGAUCAGGUUUAAACUAAAAUCUUUUAAAUCAAAAUUGGUAAUGGAACUGCUGAAAGUAGAUGAGGUGACACCUCAAAUCAUGAAUAUGUUUUCAACAUUUCCUUUUUUAACUUAAAAAAUCAAAAAAGUAUCUGCUGUGGUAUUUAUUUCCCUAUGCAUAGUAUCUGUGAAUGUUCAUAAAAUGUAAACAAACAUUUACAUGUAUCAAUAGUUAUAAUAUUUAGUGCUAAGGUUAUGAUUUAGGGCUUCGAGAUCUUAGUUUUAAGAUGAGACUGCAGCAGAACUUUGCAUCCUGAAAUGCUUGACUUGUGCACUUAUAUUGAGCAUAAUCAUUAAAACCGAAUGGUGAAAAUGUCUUUUUAUAGUUGAUUGCUUUGUGUUUGCUAAAGGAGAGGUGCCCCCCUCCCUCCUGCUGUGUAUAAACUGGGAUUGUUCAUGCUCUGAGUGUACACUUUCUUGUUUCAAUGUAAAAAAUGUAUUUUAAUUCAGUAUUUGUUAACUUUAUCCCUAUCCUGCCCUAGAAUACAGCCACACCUGAAGUUACAAUUUGAGUAUCUCUCAAGGUGCCCAAAACAUUUUACGGUAUAUCUACGCUCAUCUUUGUUUGAGUAUUUUUAUUUCUCAGUUGAUUGGGUAGACAUUUUUAUCCUGAAGGGCAACACUGUAUGCUAUCCCUAAAGAAAUGGUGAAUGCUUUUUCAAAGUCAGAUGGUCUGAUCCCCAGAAUACUCAGAUCAGCCCCUCAUCGUUGUGUACAGCUUUUGCAUUAUCCUGAGGCAUUUCAACCAUUUGAAGUACUUUACAAUGGAAUGGUAUCCCUUAGUCUGACUUGGUGCACUGUGUUAAUGGCAUCAUGGAGUUCUGUGUGACCAAUUCUUGCUCUUUUCUUUUGGUCUGUUUGUCUAACCAGUGUUGCUUGGCAACAUAAGGCUCUGGGUUUGCAGUCAACACCCAUUCUCUCUCAAAAAGAAUAUGUCUCUACCACAGCCAGCUGCUCCAAAUUGGAACGUAGGCAGGUGUUUUAAUACUUCACGUGAGAUGGAUCCAUACAGAUCAAACUGUUCUCUAGCUGCGGCUAGGUGGAGGUGUGGGAAACUCGAGUUUAACUGGGGCUGGGUGCUUUUCCUUCUGUUGAACCUGCCAGCCAGUGUAAGUAGAAGAUGAAGUAUCCCAUUUACUUUAAAGUAACCAGACCUGCCUGGGAGCCUUCAGACAUCAAUGCAGAGAAGCCUAAUGCUACAGGCAUCUAACUACUUUUCUAUAGGGAUAUAUACUGCAGGAACUCUACCAACAGAUAGAUAAAUAAAAUCUGCUUUUUCUCACAA
This is a messenger RNA of Acipenser ruthenus (sterlet), 4862 nucleotides long. RefSeq names its product zinc finger and BTB domain-containing protein 17-like. Bases 281 to 3064 code for a protein of 927 amino acids. Gene Ontology annotation, molecular function: protein binding. The transcript is spliced from 15 exons. The record is from RefSeq and is a predicted model, not a curated record. NCBI's taxonomy places the organism in Eukaryota, Metazoa, Chordata, Actinopteri, Acipenseriformes, Acipenseridae. Gene Ontology annotation, cellular component: nucleus.